UCGGAGGUAUUUUCCCGUCGCACAGUAACUUCCGGUGAAGGUGAAAGUCUCAGUCUUAGUCUUAGUCAGUCUUAGUCAGUUUUAGUCAGUCUCAGUCGGUCUCAGUCGGUCUCAGUCGGUCUCGGUCGCAGCUCGAGUGGCGGGAGAAUCUUCACGGAGACUCUGCCGAGUCAAAUCAAAGCCGGACCGGAACCGAGCCGUGUUUGUUCACGCAGCUCGCUCCCGUUAGCACCGCGGCUAACCGGCUAGCCGACCCGGAGCGGACGCUCGGUACCGGACACCCGGUUCGGCUCGGUUCCGUUUCUCUCGUGGCCAUAACGGAGCAGCUCCGCUUCUCAUGCGCGCGCUGGGGCCGCGUUCGCCUUUUUGAUGGGAGGCUGCUCGCGCCGGAGGACCGGACACUGCGGGCUGCUGCGGGGCAAGCGGAGGUCCGGGGCCCCCGCCGGGCCGCCUGCCGGGCUCACAUGGAGUCUCUGGCCGGGUACGUGUACAAGGCGGCCAGCGAGGGCCGCGUCCUGACGCUGGCCGCGCUGCUGCUCAACCACUCCGAGGCCGAGACCCGGUACCUGCUCAGCUACGUGACCCAGCUGGCCGGACAGAGGUCCACGCCCCUGAUCAUCGCGGCCCGGAACGGACACGACAAGGUGGUCCGGCUGCUGCUGGACCACUACAGGGUGGACACCGAACAGACCGGCACGGUCCGGUUCGACGGCUACGUCAUCGACGGGGCCACGGCGCUGUGGUGUGCGGCAGGGGCGGGGCACAUGGAGGUGGUGCGCCUGCUGGUGAGUCACCACGCCAACGUGAACCACACCACCAUCACCAACUCCACCCCGCUGCGGGCCGCCUGCUUCGACGGGCGCCUGGACAUCGUCUGCUACCUGGUGGCGCACAACGCCGACAUCAGCAUCACCAACAAGUACAACAACACCUGCCUGAUGAUCGCCGCCUACAAAGGCCACACGGACGUGGUGAAGUUCCUGCUGGAGCAGGGGGCCGACCCCAACGCCAAAGCCCACUGCGGGGCCACCGCCCUGCACUUUGCGGCCGAGGCGGGCCACCUGGAGAUCGUGCAGGAGCUGGUGCGCUGUCAGGCCGCCAUGGUGGUGAACGGACACGGAAUGACGCCGCUGAAGGUUGCAGCAGAAAGCUGUAAGGCGGAUGUGGUGGAGCUGCUGCUGGCGCACGCCGACUGUGACCCGCACAGCCGCAUCGAGGCGCUGGAGCUGCUGGGAGCCUCGUUCGCCAACGACCGGGAGAACUACGACAUCCAGAGGACGUACCACUACCUGCACACGGCCAUGACGGAGCGCUACCGCGACCCGGACAACGUCAUCGCCAAGGAGCUGCUGCCGCCCAUCGAGGCCUACGGGGGGCGCUGUGAGUGCCGCACACCCCAAGACCUGGAGGCCAUCCGUGUGGACCGGGACGCUCUGCACAUGGAGGGCCUGAUGAUCCGGGAGCGGAUCCUCGGCUCGGACAACAUCGACGUGUCGCACCCGAUCAUCUACCGCGGCGCCGUGUGCGCCGACAACAUGGAGUUUGAACAGUGCAUCAAGCUGUGGCUGCACGCGCUCCGCCUGCGGCAGAAGGGCAACCGCAACACCCACAAGGACUUGCUGCGCUUCGCACAGGUGUUCUCGCAGAUGGUGCACCUGAAGGAGCAGGUGCUGGCCUCGGCCGUGGAGCAGGUGCUGAGCUGCAGCGUGGUGGAGAUCCAGCGGAGCAUGGCCCGCGUGGACACGGCGGCAGAGUCCGAGCUGCCUCAGGCUCUGGACAACUACGAGUCCAACGUGUUCACCUUCCUGUACCUCGCCUGCAUCUCCACGAAGACCACCUGCAGCGACGAGGAGCGCGCCCGCAUUAACAAGCACAUCUACAACCUGAUCCAGCUGGACCCGCGCUCCCGCGAGGGCGCCUCCCUGCUCCACCUCGCCAUCAGCUCCAGCACGCCGGUGGACGACUUCCACACCAACGACGUCUGCAGCUUCCCUAGCGCGCAGGUCACUAAGCUGCUGCUGGACUGCGGCGCGCAGGUCAACGCCGUGGACCACGACGGCAACACGCCGCUGCACGUCAUCGUGCAGUACAACCGGCCCAUCAGCGACUUCCUGACGCUGCACGCCAUCAUCAUCAACCUGGUGGAGGCCGGCGCCCACACAGACAUGACCAACAAGCAGAAGAAGACGCCGCUGGACAAGAGCACGACGGGCGUGUCGGAGAUCCUGCUGAAGACGCAGAUGAAGAUGAGCCUCAAGUGCCUGGCAGCGCGAGCCGUCCGGCAGCACCAGAUCACGUACCGCAACCAGAUCCCCAAAACGCUGGAGGAGUUCGUGGAGUUCCACUGAAGGACGGAGCCGGGGGACGGACUUUGUUCUUUUUAAAGAGUUUCUUAUAAUUUUCUAACAAACGGUGCUGAGGGACGACGGGAUGAGGGCUGAGGGUUUUUGAGCAUUUUUAUAAAAAAGUUGCUUUUUUUGUCUAUUUUAAGUAUUAACGCUACGAACCAGCAGCCACAGACGCCCGUCUGUCUCUCGGUCUCUCAGAGAGAGGACGACGGUGACGUCACCGCGCUGCUGCUGCUUCUUGUGUUUUGCCUUAUCUCCACGCCGGAGAGCGCACGCCAUGUCAGCGUGAGAGAGAGAGAGAAUGAACGAGUGAGUGUGGAGAAGCCGACAGACCUCGCAGCUCGUCACGCGCUGAUCGUUUUUUUAAAACUGGGUUUUUAGUUUUUACUGUAACAGAAGAGCGAGGUCACGUGAUCGGACAGUCAAGACUUUGAGUUCGUCAUCUUUGACUUUAUUUUAAAGGGUUUGAUCGUUAACGGUGAUUUCAUGAUUUGUUUUAAACCGAUGCAACGUGGCCUAAAGUCUGUGGACGCCCCCUCGCCUCCGCGUUCACGCCAACACGGACCGUUCGAUUCGACUCUUUGGAGGUCAGACGCGUGAAUCUGACGUGUCUCGGGCGUCCGCACACUUUUGGCCACAUCAUGUGUUUUUCUUUUGGAAAAUGAUGAGAGAUGCUUUUAUUUUGAAAUAUGAAGCAGAAGCACAGGAAGUCCCGGAGAUGCACACAAUGCAGAUCCAGUUUAAUGACCCCUCAUAAGUCCCGCCCCUUUUCCGCUCCGUGCUCCAAUCACAGUCGAGCCUCAGUCAGCUUCCUCUUCCUCUGUACUUAGCUACGCUACGUGCUAAAGCUAGCAUGCUAAUGAUGAGCUAACAUUAGCGCUGUAGCAAAUGUUACGGCUAGCUAAAUGCUACGUGCUAGCCAACUAACCUAUGUCAAUCUUUAGCCAUUAGCUACGCUAGCUAACUAGCGUGCUAACGAACAUAUAGAUUAGGUAGCUAGCGUUUUGCUAACAACAGCUAACUUAGCCAGACGAGCUAACUCGUAGCUAACGCGUAGCAUACGGGAGCACAGGAAGUUGCCCGAGGCUUGCUCAGAUCUGAUUGGCCCACACAGUUAUUAUGAUAUUUAUUGAUCUGUUAGCUCGUCACGCUACAUGCUACAUUUUAUUUAUUUGAUCGUGUCCGUAACGUCCGAUGACGGGCUGAUUCAUCGCCUCCCGUCGGACGUUACGGACCUCAUCGCGGCCUCGUCACGGAUCAGCUGACCGACACGACACACGCACCAAAACAGGAAGUUGGUGUUUAAAUCUGAGCCUCGUCAAACUGUAGCUUAGCUUAGCUUAGCUUAGCUUAGCAUAAAGGCUGGAAACGGGUGGGAACUGCUAGCCUCGCUCUGUCUAAACUAAUUCCACCAGCGAGCAGCUCUUCAGCUCUUCGAACUGUUCCUUUAAAUUCUCAGAUGUUCAGAUUUCUUUUAGAAAUCGGUCGGACGUUAGUUUAAUGUUAUUUCAGCGUUAGCUCAGUGCAGAGGAAAUGUUUCUGCUGAGCUCGAGAUCCAGUUUACAGACUCCUGCAGCGUCGCUCGGUCGCUCCUCGGAGGGGAACACGCGAGACAAACGUUGAGACAGAUUGACAUGAAGUUAGCGUGUAAAACAAACCCUGUGUCUGUGUUCACGUGUUCGCCGAGGCCUUCCAAUCAUGACGUCGUGACGUCGACUCGUUUCUGUUUUCUAAAAAUCACGACGAUGAUUUCAGGGUUUGAUUUUUCUGUGAAACUCGUUUUUCCGUUGACGUGUGAACGCAGCAUCACGUGAUCGGGGGUGGGGGGGGUCUUAAAGGUGUCAUGUGAUCAUAAUGUGCCAACUCAGUGAGUCAUGUUUUAUUUAUCAGUUUACGGGUGUCGGCGUCCUGACAGGAGCCUCUGGUUGGUUUGGGUUUCAGGACCGGGUAUCCGGCUCGCCAAAGAUUCUUCACGUGUCGGGAAACUUUUUUUAAAAAGAUGUCAGCUGUGAUGUACUUCCUGCAGGGCAUGCUGUCAAAUUAAAAGUCUUCUGUCUGCGUUCA
Larimichthys crocea (large yellow croaker) is the source of this 4412-nucleotide messenger RNA. RefSeq names its product fem-1 homolog b (gene fem1b). Gene Ontology annotation, molecular function: protein binding. NCBI's taxonomy places the organism in Eukaryota, Metazoa, Chordata, Actinopteri, Sciaenidae. The coding region runs from base 465 to 2348 and encodes 627 amino acids. The transcript is spliced from 2 exons. The record is from RefSeq and is a predicted model, not a curated record.